Messenger RNA from Xenopus laevis (African clawed frog), 763 nucleotides. RefSeq names its product ADP ribosylation factor 4 L homeolog (gene arf4.L). The record is from RefSeq and is marked provisional. Gene Ontology annotation, molecular function: GTP binding; GTPase activity. Gene Ontology annotation, cellular component: Golgi apparatus. NCBI's taxonomy places the organism in Eukaryota, Metazoa, Chordata, Amphibia, Anura, Pipidae.
GGGCCCUGCGUGACGUGGCAGAGGGAGACGGAUAGAGGCGGCGAGCGGAGAAGCGUCAGGGCACAGAGCUCUCUCAGACACACAGCGCAGCCAUGGGCCUCACCAUCUCCUCGCUCUUCUCCCGGCUCUUCGGCAAGAAACAGAUGCGGAUUCUCAUGGUUGGUUUGGAUGCCGCCGGCAAGACAACGAUUCUGUACAAAUUAAAGUUAGGGGAAAUUGUGACUACCAUUCCCACCAUUGGUUUUAAUGUGGAAACCGUUGAAUACAAAAAUAUCUGCUUUACUGUGUGGGACGUGGGUGGCCAAGAUAAAAUCCGCCCCCUAUGGAGGCAUUAUUUCCAGAAUACACAGGGCCUCAUAUUUGUAGUAGAUAGCAACGACAGAGAGAGAAUUCAGGAAGCCGCAGAGGAAUUACAGAAAAUGCUUCAAGAAGAUGAGCUUCGGGACGCAGUGCUCCUUGUGUUCGCCAACAAACAAGAUCUGCCCAAUGCAAUGGCCAUUAGUGAGAUGACAGACAAGCUGACACUUCAGACUCUCCGCAACAGGACUUGGUACGUUCAAGCAACCUGCGCUACUCAGGGCACCGGCCUGUAUGAAGGACUUGAUUGGCUUUCAAACGAACUCUCCAAACGCUAAAUGGAUGCUCUCCAGCUAAGGACACAAUGGAUAGAAUUGCUCUAGGCUUGUAACAUCCAAACUAGUCUUUGCAUCUUGCUCAUUAAACGUAUAAAAGAACUGGGAUGGGUGACACACACUCUAAUGUU